AUGGGCUCGGUGUACCGUGAGAAGUUCGACGACUCCCGAACAUCGGUCUCGUCCAGCCGACGCGAUGGCGGAUACACAACUGUGAAGCGCUAUGUGGUGAAAGAAGAUGACAGCCGCUCCUCUGUGGGCCGGGAGCGGCGGUUUGUCCCCGAACGUGCAGGCGAAAGGCUCGAGGAGACUCGGUUCGUUCGCCGUGAGGUCGAAGAGCCUGUGCGUCGCGAAGAACCCCGCUACACAGAGCGUGAAUUGGUUAUCAAGCGCGAAAGAGAUGAUGAACCUCGCAGAGACUAUGUCUACGACACACGACGGGAAGAACCUGUCACAGAGAGGGAGCUCGUCAUCAGACGCACAACUGAACGCGAUGAUCCUCAUCGGAGUGAUUUCGAUGUGACCCGGUACGAGGACCGCAAGGUUGUCGACACCCGCUUUCGAGACGACUAUGAGGUGCUGUCACCACGAGGGUAUGACGAUCGUGAUGUGCAACGAUAUACCCGUACCACCGACUAUUUUUCUCCUCCACCACCUCCGCAGACCAUCAUCAUUCGUCAGGAGCCCAUCAUUAUUCGAGAGAGAGUCCACGAUGACGACUAUCAAAUUGUCCGCAAGGCGGACAUCGACGAAGAACGUAGCAUCGUCCGCCGAGACCCGCCGCCUCGCUCGCCUCGUGGAGAAGAGGACUACUUCUACGAGAAAAAGAUCAGGGAGCGCAUUGACGACCGUCGCGAUGACGACGACUACUAUGAGCGUCGGAGUCGACGCCGGUCUGUGAGUCCUCAUGAUUCGGUCUCCCAAAGAGGCCGCGAUUACAGCAGCGACGACAGCAUGGUCUAUGUCCGCAAAGAAACCCGUGAAGAAAGCCCUAGUCCUGACCGUAAACGAGGCCUUGCUGCCGGUGUCCUCGCAGGCGUCGGUGCAGCAGAGCUUCUUCGAAAUCACAAAAAGAAAGAAGGCCGUGAUGUCCCCCAUGGUAUCGGUCGGAUGGGACGCGAUCUCGGGGCUGGCGCCUUGGGCGCUCUUACUGCCGAAGGUAUCCACCGUGCCAGGUCAAUGCACCGCAGCAAAAGCCGGCACCAUUCCCGAUCUGGGUCAAGGUCGCCAGGACGUUCUCGACGUCGAAGCAGGUCUCGUUCCUCAUCGCCGUCGAAACUCAAGACUCUUGGAGCGGUGGGUCUCGGGGCGGCCGCACUCGCAGCUGCUGCAACUAUUGCCUCCAAGCGCAUGAACAAGUCCAAAGACGAGGGUGACCGUGGCCGCAGCCGAUCGCGCUCUCGACGCCGGAGAGAGUCUGUUUCGAGUCUUGAAGACGAUCCCGAUGCGCCGACCGACGAUGCCCGUAAUCCCAAGCACCGCCGAAACACGAUUGCGAAGGCUGGUGCGGGCGGUGCCAUCGUUGCGGCAUUGAUUGAGCAUGCUAGAAGCAAGUCUCGGGCUCGGGACGGCAAGGAACGAUCCCGGAGCCGCAUCAGACAGGCACUCCCCGUCGUCGCUGCUGGACUAGGUAGUGCCGCUGUUGCCGGGUUAUAUGAAAAACAUAAAGCGAAGAAAGAAGCCGAAGAGAUUGUGGACGAGCGGCGUCGUGCUCGCUCACGGUCCAGAAGCCGGGCGAGAUCUGAGCAUGCGUACUACGAUGGGCCCGCGCAAGCUGCAAUGACUGAUCCGGGGCUAAUCGAAUACGGAAACGCACCCAUGUAUGGCAACAAUUUCGGCCCAGAUUACUAUGGGAGACCGCCACCAGCAGAUGGAUACUACUCGAACGCUGUUGUGCCCGCUGCCACAGGUGCAGCAGCAGGUUACGGGGCCCAACGAGGGACCAGAAGUAGAAGCCGGAGUCUGAGUCGUGAACGAGGUGGUCGAAGGUCGUCUCGCAGUUCCAGCUCCUCCCCAGACCGCAGCAGACGCAGACAUUCGCGCGAUGCCGCAAAGAUGACAGCAGCUGCCGCUGCAGGGGCGAUUGGAGCGACCGAGUAUGAAAAGAGGAAGCAAGAGAGACGCGAACGUCGCGCACGAAAGCGUCGAGAAGAGGAAGGCUACGGUCGUGAUCCUUACGAGGACAACUAUAAUCCCGGAGCACAGUAUGCCCCGACGCCACCACCUCCUGGACCCGUCAACGAUCCGUAUGCAAGUCAACAAGGAUUCUAUCCGCAAAGCAGUCAAUUCCCGCCUCCACCAGGAGCUGUGCCUCAACCGUAUCCCUCGCAAACUGGCCCUGGUACAGCUCCACCUGGUGCUGCCCCCUAUCCUGCACAGGCCUAUCCUCCUCCCCCACCACCUCCUGGUGCUCCGCCAGCUCCUGCUCAACCAUACGAUGCGUAUGCUUCUGGUGCAAACCCUUACGCACCACGUGGUCCUGAAAAUGUGAGUGCUGAGCCGAAUCCUAUAUUUGGCAAUUCUGUUGCGCCUACUUUUCCCAGUAAUGACCAGAGCCAUGUCCCAGAUGUACGCACGACCCUUCCCAAAAUGAUCCAAUCAAUCUUCCGCCACCGGCUCCCAAUCCCCCGCGUCAGGGAACCUAUUCUCCUCCAAGUGGACGAGGUGUAUCUCCUCCACGCUCGCAAUCCCAGCCAGCUCCAUCAAGUCGGAAAAGCGUGCAGUUUGUCGAGACUCCUGAAGUCUCUGAUGCUGUACCCGUGGAAUCGGAAGCAUCAAGUCCCGAACGUCACCGCCAUAGACACAAGCAUUCGCACUCUCGCGGGUAUGAAGCGGAAGACGACACAGAUUCCACUCCCGACGAGCAGCGUCGAAGAAGGCGAGAACAUUCGUCUCAAUCACUCGACCCAGACUCGGCCGAAGGUGGCGAUCGACGACGACAUCACCGGCGUCGUCGCUCUUCUGAACCGAGUUCAUCUCGAGGUGAACCCAGCUCAGGUUACCAAGGCUCAAGGCUCGAGCGUGUAA
Fonsecaea monophora is the source of this 2895-nucleotide messenger RNA. RefSeq lists its product as hypothetical. The transcript has 3 exons. Bases 1 to 2895 code for a protein of 964 amino acids. The record is from RefSeq and is a predicted model, not a curated record. NCBI's taxonomy places the organism in Eukaryota, Fungi, Ascomycota, Eurotiomycetes, Chaetothyriales, Herpotrichiellaceae.